This is a messenger RNA of Cucurbita moschata (crookneck pumpkin), 655 nucleotides long. RefSeq lists its product as uncharacterized. The coding region runs from base 56 to 643 and encodes 195 amino acids. The record is from RefSeq and is a predicted model, not a curated record. The transcript has 2 exons. Lineage: Eukaryota; Viridiplantae; Streptophyta; Magnoliopsida; Cucurbitales; Cucurbitaceae.
AAAAGCCUGAUCUCCCUGUGUUCUUGUUCCAUCAGCAGCAGCAGCUAAGUGAUCAAUGGCCAUGAAACCCAGAAGAAAGUUCCUCCAUUUAUACGCAGAGGAAGCUCUCUGUUUCUUCGCCUUCCUUCUCUCCCUCUUCAUUUACUUCUCUGCUUUCAAUCUCUCUCUCUCCACUCUCUUCCGCCACACCACCUUCUGGUUUUGCCUCUCCAACACUCUCAUUUUCAUCAUCGCCGCCCAUUCCCGCGCUUUCUCUCAGCCCCCCACCUUCAACGCCGCCGCCUCUUCCGUAAUCAUCCCAACCCCACCACCAAAUAACUUCAAUUCCGGCAACCCAACUGAAAAUCAUCAACAACAACAAAUCCCACUUCCCACUGAAAUUUCGAUUAAUAAUCCGAGAAAAUCUUACGAUCGAAGCAAGUCGGAGAAAGCGAUAAGAAGAGUUGCUAAGGAAACGAAGAUUGCGAUGAGGAGAUCGAAGACGAUGACGAGAAACGAUGCAACGUCGACGAGAAAUGAAAAAGAAGAGACGAAGAAUGAGUUAGCGGAGAUGUCAAAUGAAGAACUGAACAAAAAAGUUGAAGAGUUUAUUGAACGGUUCAAUAGACAGAUGAGACUUCAAGCCAUUGGAGAUAGUGAGUAGUAGAAUAGACCA